Molecule: messenger RNA, 2739 nt
Organism: Corythoichthys intestinalis (scribbled pipefish)
Lineage: Eukaryota; Metazoa; Chordata; Actinopteri; Syngnathiformes; Syngnathidae
Product: LIM domain kinase 1-like
Exons: 15
Coding region: 160-2331 (723 amino acids)
Biological process (GO): actin cytoskeleton organization; positive regulation of stress fiber assembly; protein phosphorylation
Cellular component (GO): cytoplasm; neuron projection; nucleus
Molecular function (GO): protein binding; ATP binding; protein serine/threonine kinase activity
Source: RefSeq, a predicted model, not a curated record
GCUCGCUUUUUUCUUCCACCCAACUCACAUUAGGAGGAAGUCAGCGCACACACACACAGGAAAGCAACCUGUGCGAGCAAGCACAAGAUGUUCGACAUGAGCGCGUGGAGGCACUUUUUCUCAUUCCUUUUCUACCAGUUUUAACAAGGCAUCACCACAAUGUCUCGGCGGGACCAAAGGUUUCGAAAGGGGAUGAAAGGACGGUGCUGGGAUUGCGGUUGCAUCCUGUCUCAUUGGUACUACGAGCGAGAUGGACAACUGUACUGCAAGAAGCACUACUGGCAGCAUUACGGAGACAACUGUCAUGGCUGCACCGAGACGCUCCAAACGGGGCUUGUUAUGGUCGCUGGGGAGCAGAAGUACCACCCUGAAUGCUUCACAUGUAUGAAGUGUCAAAUGUUCAUUGGAGACGGAGAGAGCUACACACUUGUGGAACAUUCCAAACUCUUCUGCGGUCAGUGCUUUAGUCAGGGUGCAGCAACAUCGCCUUCGUUGCCACCCAUCAAGAGCCCCCACACGGUGGCCCUUGUGUCACUUCCUCCUAAGACAGAUGGACAUCGAGGUCUGACGGUGGCCACUGAACUCAGCCAAGGGAACAGCCCUCUGCUUACCGUGAAAGCGUUAGAUUCAGGCAUCCUCGAUCGUGAUCUGCUGUCUUCGGUCCACGUUGGAGACAAUAUCCUGGAAGUCAACGGCAUUCCUGUCCACAACGUUUGCCCCAACGAGGUAGAUCAUGUGAUCCAGGACACCAGCAGGCCACUGCAGCUGACCAUUGAGCACAAUCCACAGUCUAAGAAUUCCGGAAACGUACAUGAAGACCUGAACUAUGUCUGUGAAAAAGUGCCUUCAACACACAUGCUCCCAAAUCUGGAGGAGGAACCUGAAAUGGCGAUGGAGACAGUCGAACAGAUCAGAACAAGUCUUUCUUCGCCUCAGCACAGAGGAAUCACAGGACUGCGAUCCAGGAACAUCCUGCGAAGCUGCAGCAUUGAAAAGUCAUCCUUGUCGCUCUUAUCCCAAAAGAAGGACAUGGUACGCUCUGAGUCUCUGCGUGCCGACCCUGGGGAUCGAACCCACCGCAUCUUCAGGCCUUCAGACCUCAUCCAUGGAGAAGUGCUUGGUAGGGGCUUCUUCGGACAGGCAAUCAAGGUAACACAUCAGGAGACAGGGGAGGUGAUGGUGAUGAAAGAGUUGAUUCGUUUUGAUGAGGAAACGCAUAAGACCUUCCUGAAGGAGGUGAAAGUGAUGCGCUGUCUGGAUCAUCCCAACGUCCUAAAAUUCAUUGGACUCUUUUACAAGGACAAGCGCCUCCACUUUGUGUCCGAGUACAUCCAAGGAGGAACGCUCAGAGAAACCAUCAACAAAAUGGACAAUGACUUCUCGUGGAAUGUCAGAGUGAGUUAUGCCAAAGACAUUGCAGCUGGAAUGGCCUAUUUACACUCCAUGAACGUCAUCCACAGGGAUUUAAACUCACACAACUGCCUGGUUAAAGAGAAUCAGUCUGUUGUGGUGGCUGAUUUUGGAUUGGCUCGUUUGGUGACCGCAGAUAAGAAUCGCAGCACAAGUUCAUCAAUGGAUCGGCCCCAAAAGGGAACGUUGACGGAGCUCCGUAAACCGAACCGGAGGAAACGUUACACGGUGGUUGGAAACCCGUACUGGAUGGCCCCGGAGAUGAUCAAUGGGAAAAGCUACGAUGAGCGUGUAGACAUAUUUUCUUUUGGAAUCAUGAUUUGUGAGAUCAUAGGAAGAGUAAGCGCUGACCCGGACUUCCUUCCUCGGAGUAACGACUUUGGUUUGAAUGUGGCUGCUUUCAUAGAGCAGCACCAACCCUCACACUGCCCUUUGGCCUUCCUACCUUUGGCUGCCCUCUGCUGUGACCUGGAUGCUGAUCAAAGGCCUUCCUUCACCAAACUGGAAGAGUGGCUGGAGAACCUGCUGAUGCACUUGGACAUUGGCUUGCCACUCCUCUCUGAGAUGGAGCAGCUCUGCAGAAACUUCUGGCAGGACCGAAAGCACAACUCAGAACUGAAUAUGUUGUCCACAUCUUCACAUUCUCAUCCAAAUCAUCAAAAUAAAAGCGCAAGCUGCACACCUCAGGAAACAAGCUGGCAUUUGAGUCAAGAACUUGCAGAACAAAAACUAAAUGACAGUUCGUCGGUGUCAAACAUCUGCGAGAGCCAGGGAAAUGGACACGAUCACUCAAAAGAAACCCAAAGCGAACCAGAACUCUCGCCAGUUGACAGCCUGCCUGCAGGACCACCGAAUAGAUCCAGAAGGAUUUGCAGAGUAUUAUGGAACAAAACCACACAAGAUGACCAAUCUUUGCUAUGACUGCUCUAGUUUAUCUAUAUGUUAAAUCCACAUUGGAGGCCAAGUGACACUACAUGUCAGGACAAACAGGAGUAAAUUACAGUUAUAUGCAUUGAUUUUAAAUGAAAUAUUUGUCGUAAUAUUUCUAACAAGUUUAAAUGCCACAACUUUCAACAAGUGCUUUUACUAAGCUGUCAAUCCGAAACCUCUUUCAUUGUAAGAGAAAACGGGCUGUACAUGUAAUUAGUUGAUGUGUGUACUACUAAAUCCAAACUCACUUAUUUCAUAAGCUAAAAAAAAUAGCUCACGACUGGGGUUUCACAAAACAAAAAAACAAAAACAAAAAGAUUCAAUUACUAUACGAGGUAAAUGUGGAGAUUUAGGUGUCCAUUCUAUUUGCCUGUGCUUAAUGGAAUGCUUUUUAAAAUU